GGCUGUAGGCGGCGCCAUGGAGCGGCCCGGCGGCGGCGCCGAGGGGGCCUGGGCCGCGCUGCUGGGCCGGCAGCACCAGGCCCGGGAGUUCUGCCCGGGGGCGAACAACCAGCCGUACGUGUGCGAGACCGGGCACUGCUGCGGGGAGAGCGGCUGCUGCACCUACUACUACGAGCUGUGGUGGUUCUGGCUGCUGUGGACUGUCCUCAUCCUCUUCAGCUGCUGCUGCGCCUACCGGCACCGGCGGGCCAAGCUGCGCCUGCAGCAGCAGCAGCGGCAGCGGGAGAUCAACCUCAUCGCCUACCACGGUGCCUGCAACUACCCCGCCUCCAUGAUGGACCUCAGGAUGCUGGCCUCCUUCAAGCUGCCCGCCUACGAGGAGGUGGCCCACCGGCCCAGCACGCCGCCGCCGCCCUACAGCUCCAUCCUGGCGCAGCUGAGCGGGCCCCGCAGCCGCCUGGGCUCCAGCAGCCUGACGCUGUCGCCCAGCUCGGAGAACUACACCAGCUGCUCGUGCGAGUCGAGCUGCGUGACGUCCCCCAGCAGCACCUCGCUCUCGGUGCAGGUGACGGACGAGACGGAGCGCAGCCAGGCCAGCACGCCCAGCGAGGAGUGCGGCACCAGCAGCACCGGCACCGGCGCCAGCUGGGAGCUGCCCGAGGAGCCGCCCGCCCGCCCGGCCCCGCACAAACACGCGCUCUUCUCCUCCAACGUGGACUUCUUCGAGGCCGACUGCCACCGCUGCUCUGACAUCGAGGAGGGCGAGGAGGAGGACGAGGAGGACGAGGAGCGGCGCGGCGCGGCGCCAGAGGAGGGCGGCGAGCAUCGCCGGCACCGGCGUCUGACGGGCGACUCCGGCAUCGAGGUGGGGCGCUGCCAGGAGGAGGAGGGCGGCGAGGAGAGCGAGGGCGAGGGCGCGCGCCUGCUGGGCAAGGCCGGCUCCGCGCAGCCCCAGCGCGGCAUCCCGACCGAGCCGAGCAGCGCCGAGCCGGGCGCCGCUCCCCUGCCCGUGUGAGGGGCCCCGACCGGCCGCGUGGCCGCCUCCCCCCGUGACGCUGCCGCCGCCCCGCCCGGAGCGACCCGCGCCUCUCCUCCCCGCCGCCGUCGCCGCUCCCCGCCUUGGAGCAGCCGGGCUGGGGGCACCGCGGUGCCGAAGCCGCCCCUGCUCAGAGGGUCCGGGCGCGGCGUGGCCGCCCUCCCUCGCCUCCGCUCCUCGCCGCCGUCCCCGGGCUGUGGACUCUCGCCGCGGAGCCCCCGGGACGGCCCCGCCGGUACCCUGCUGCGGCACCGCCGCGCCCCGCGCCUUCCCUUCCGAACUGCUUCCAGGGAGCCGGGCCCCAGCCAGCCCGGCCGCGGGGGCGGCUCCGUCCCGCUGCAGCCUGCGGGCCUGGGUGCGGGUGGCUGGGACCCCAGUAGCGUUCCGUCAUCAUUAAAGAGAUGUGGAAUCACA
Molecule: messenger RNA, 1450 nt
Organism: Phasianus colchicus (ring-necked pheasant)
Lineage: Eukaryota; Metazoa; Chordata; Aves; Galliformes; Phasianidae
Gene: WBP1
Product: WW domain binding protein 1
Molecular function (GO): WW domain binding
Source: RefSeq, a predicted model, not a curated record